Molecule: messenger RNA, 2829 nt
Organism: Nematostella vectensis (starlet sea anemone)
Lineage: Eukaryota; Metazoa; Cnidaria; Anthozoa; Actiniaria; Edwardsiidae
Product: substance-P receptor
Exons: 1
Coding region: 1143-2324 (393 amino acids)
Biological process (GO): G protein-coupled receptor signaling pathway
Cellular component (GO): membrane
Molecular function (GO): G protein-coupled receptor activity
Source: RefSeq, a predicted model, not a curated record
UGUCCAUGUCGUUAUUUCGGGCUUAAAAGAGUGCGCGCGCCUAUGUUGUUAUGUCACUAUUGUGCACUAGGCAUAUUUUCUACCAGUGCAUUAUUAAACAGGUGUUUGUUUUCAUUUGUUUUUGUUUUUGCUUUUAUAUUGUUGGAGUUGUCUAAGAUAGUCGUCUAGUUCCCGAACAGCAAGUAGCAUCCUUGCGGUGCCAAGUUAAAUGAAUUUCCUACUUUUUCAAGUGGCGGACAACUAAACCGGACAGAGGUAAAUGGCACCACUCGUGACGUAAUAACACAUUAUCAGCGUAAAAUGUUAAUGCGAUUAUUUCCCCUAAUUCAGCCCUAAAUAAUUUAUCUGCGAAAAUAUAACAGGACAGCUCGAUGAAACCAGAGUAUACAAGUGUAUUAUUCGAAUUGUUUUUGCUCUAUCGUUGUAUUCUCGUAUGUAGAUGUAAUCUCAUUCUGCUUUGAAAAGCCUGUGGGUUUAUUGCUUUCUACCCCACAGGCCGCAAUAAUUAAGUCAGAAAUAAACUUCACUAAGUAGAUACCCAUCCAUCAUCAAAACGAUCAUUCAUCUUCGUGGUUUAAAAAAAGGUAGCUCUAUGAUUAUGAAAACCUUCUAACAGUUGGGACGUUUGUCUUAUUUUGACCUUUUAACGACUAAUAAUUCUAAGCAGACUGUCCCCUUAUCGAGUUUACGUCUUCAGGAAUGCUAUAGGUCUAGCAAUGACUCGAUAAACGCUAGUUUGCGUCCAGAUAAUCGCCCGGCAUCUUUUAUUAACGCAAUUUCGCGAUGUGAACAAAUCUCUACACUUUCACCAGAAGCUCUUGCAAACAGGACAAUUUACCUAACUAAAACCACAAAGCUCUUGAGAGGGAAAUACAUGCGGAAGGGCCUGUCGACAUUGGUCGCUGAGAGGAUGGCGUUUAUUAGGGUGUAGGCGAUGAGUGAUAUUGCACCUAUCGUGAGGGAGAAACUAUAGCAGGUGGAAAAGACGGAAGAUGUCAAGGUUGCUUGGCAACGAUGACAUUACGUGUACACGGUCUUAAGCAUUAAAACGUGCGAAUCUUUGAAUUAUUUGCCAGUUUGCAGAGAUGUGAUAUGGUGACAAGUCGCGGAGCAUAGAACUACGCGCACUCUCCCCGAUCAACAUGAAUGUGACUUCAUUCAAUGUAACCCAGAGAGCUGUUACAGAGGCUGGCUGUUUCUUAGCGGAUCCUGUUUCUCUCAAGAUGGCACGGAUUGCUCCCUACUGCCUUAUCAUUCCUCUCUCGCUUAUUGGAAACUCUCUUGUCGUUGCUGUGGUGGCAAGUGAACGGCGAAUGCAUAAGACGGUUAAUUUCCUUAUAGUGAACAUGAGCGUAUCCGACCUAUUAGUAACUGUCGUCUAUAUGCCCCGAGUGAUCUCUCUAUCUUACGCAGGAUAUGAAUGGCUGCUGGACGGGCUUGCAGGUCUCGUGUUCUGUAAGAUGUCGGUGUGUUUUAACCAGACCUCGAUUGCGGUCACGAUCUUUACAGUAAUUGCGAUUAGCCUGGAUCGAUUUCUGGCCGUUGUGUUUCCCCUUGGUCGUCACUUCACGGAGACGACGUCCCGCGUCAUUAUCACCGUAACUUGGAUAGCAGCUCUCUUGACUGCCUUCCCUCAAUUCUACGGCAUAAAGCCCGUCCUCCAAGGUGGCAAACUCUACUGUUUCCUUGACCUUGAUCAGACCUUUGAGCCUGGAGCCGAGCGCGCGUUCUACCUGUUCACGCUUGUGGGGCUAUUCGCCAUCCCGUUAGUAACGAUAGUGUUCCUGUACUCAGGAAUCAUGAUAACCUUGAUCCAGCGCAGAAAUGUGUUGUUGUCCAGCGACGCGCAGACUCAGCAGCGAGAGCGCACAAGGAAAAGAGUACUCAAGAUGGUGACGAUAGUGGUGGCAGCGUUCAUCCUUUGCUUUUUAUUGUACUUUAUUCAUUUUAUUUUGUACUCGUAUGGAGUUAUUUUUCCGUGCUGGUUGAUGUACUUACGCCUUAUGAUGUUGCACUUGAACAGUGCCCUCAAUCCGGCUAUUUAUUUCUUCUUUAACGAGAACUUCCGACGUGGACUUCACAACCUCGUCGUUAGAUGCAAUCGUCGAGUGCCUUUCGGUUGUGCGGCAUCUCCCGUGACGCCAUUUGGGGCGACUCUCACUCUCCAGCAGGAAGGUUCUAGUUCCGAAUUAAACGCACGCAAGGACCUUAUACGCAGCGCGUACGCAUCACCCAACCUCCAUAACAACAUCUCUACGUUAAACUUUGCGGAGGCAGCAAUGCCGAAUCAAACGUACACUGGCAUCUCAGAUCCACCGCGAUAGACAUUGUGCUCUACCCACUUGCACGCCUAAUACCAUGAUAAUAAGCCACACUUACGGCGUGAGAACCUAGCCAUGGUGGCGCGUCCCCAAAGAGUUAACUUGUUAAUCAGAUCAUAUGAUCAAAUAUGUGGAAGAUACAUAAUCAGACACAUGUACAAGAUAGGUGAUCACAUAUGUGGAAGAUAGACAAUUGCACUAGAGGAGGAUUCUACCGGAAAGAGGGAUUAAGUUUUAGGCAAGAAUUAGUCUCUCACCUUAGCUUUAUAAUAUUCAAAAACCAAAAAUCAAAUUAAGGCAUUUGUUUCGAUAAUCUAGUAUUUUUUGUCGACUCUAGCUUGGUUAUGGAAGCAAUUCUUAAUUUUUCGUUUUAUUAUGUACUUCAAAUGUGCAUCAAUCUUCCAUGGGAAAAGGAGAGACGUCUGGAACAAAAGAGAUAUUAAACGCAAAACGGUUAUUUGUCCUAGUCGUUUUGUUGUAAUGUGUUAAUAAAGUGAAGGAUCUGCAA